UUGCAGGUAAUCAAGACACGACAGGUAGAACAUGUACAUAAUGAGAAGAAAGUCUUGAAUCAGCUCGAACACCCAUUUAUUGUCAAAUUGAUCUCAACCGAUAAAGAUGAUACAAAUCUUUACAUGAUUAUGGAGUUUAUACCUGGCGGUGAAUUGUUCUCUUAUCUUCGAGCUUCAAGAGUAUUUUCAAACACCAUGAGCCGUUUCUAUGCAGCUGAAAUUGUAUGCGCUUUGGAAUAUAUCCACGGCAAGAAUAUUGUUUAUCGUGACCUCAAACCAGAAAAUCUAAUGCUUUGCCGUGACGGACACAUCAAAAUGGCAGAUUUUGGAUUUGCUAAAGAACUGAGGGAUAGGUAA
Molecule: messenger RNA, 357 nt
Organism: Cylicostephanus goldi
Lineage: Eukaryota; Metazoa; Nematoda; Chromadorea; Rhabditida; Strongylidae
Source: the annotation of a GenBank genome assembly